AUGUCUGCUGAAGGUCAAAUCGCCCCCUUUUAUGUUGCUAUGUUCUUGCCUAAAUCCCUGAGAGUUUUCUGGGCCGGUGAUUUCUCUAGUGUUGGCUGUCCUAGAUCCAUGUUCCGAGGUAUGAAAGGCCCUCCUCAGAUUCAGUUUCCUCUCAUUUCUAACUGUGGGAAGUUUCUGAAAUUACACUUUAACUUUGUCUCUUGCUGUGGUUUCGGCGUCGGCGAUUUGUAUGGGAUCUCACCUUCAUCAUCGCAGAGGUUAAAUGGUGUCUUCCCCUCCCUUUACUUUACUAACAUGGAACUUCGCAGUGUGACCUUACUCAGAAGCAAUACUUUCAUAAAUGUAAAGACAUUGCAUGUAGUGGCCCACAAACAAACACACAGGCGAAAUACCAGCACACACAAGAGAGGUGGCCGUUGCAGGACAGCUAUCCUGGACCCUCGCGCCACAGACUUUGCAUGUAGCGGCGCACAAACAAACACCAGCAUAUGCGACAGAAGUGGCCGUUGCAGGACCGCUAACCUGGACCCUCGCACCUUGCGGUUGGGGAAGAUUUUCAAGCAUCGCGGAAGAUUUUCAAGCAUCGCGGAAGAUUUGAACAUCCGAGAGCAGCACCCCACCAAGAUCCUGAGGAUCAUACAGCCAUACAAGGGUGAGAGGCAGCUGCCUGUUGUGGACGAAACCAAGUUCCUUGUAUCCGACCACGUCAGCCUGAGCGAGCCCACCAAGAUAAUUAGAAGGCUGUACAUAACGCUCAACUCUCACCAACCCUUCUCCCUCCUGGUGAACCCGCACAGCGCGGUGAGCAUGCCCACCGCCAUCUCAGAGAGCAGUACCAGAUGCGAGAAGGAUGAAGAUAGCUUCCAGGACCUGAUGUGCGCCUCCCAGGAGACACUCGAGGUGGCUCUGGCUGUGUAAGACUAGAACAGUGACUAACGUUUGUCAGCUCUUAUCAAGGAGAAAAAGGGCGGUUACCAGGGGACAGAACGUCGUCGGAGCCCAUCUAGGAUGGUCAGAAACUUGUGAUCAGUCAGGAACUGAGCUCCGCAUCAACGCAUUCCACUUGGAAACUCAUUGGUUAUCUUGUUUUAAAACUUUAGAAGUUAAAAAAGAAAACACAUUGCACCAUAAGUCGCCAAACAGAAACAAAACAAUAAAUAUAAAAUAAGGAGUGGGGUGGGGGAAGGGAAUGUGACAAGGUGGAUAUAAUAAUUUUCUUCACAAUAGUGGUCAUGUUAUUAUCCAUAUUUUUUUUUGCCUAUCUUCUAUGUCUAUAUCUCUCAUAAUACGUGUUAUAUCUUGAAAUAUACAAACAUAUGUUAAAAUUUA
Molecule: messenger RNA, 1329 nt
Organism: Peromyscus leucopus (white-footed mouse)
Lineage: Eukaryota; Metazoa; Chordata; Mammalia; Rodentia; Cricetidae
Biological process (GO): cellular response to nitrogen starvation; autophagosome assembly; autophagy of mitochondrion
Cellular component (GO): autophagosome membrane; cytosol; autophagosome
Molecular function (GO): ubiquitin protein ligase binding
Source: RefSeq, a predicted model, not a curated record